This is a messenger RNA of Castor canadensis (American beaver), 704 nucleotides long. NCBI's taxonomy places the organism in Eukaryota, Metazoa, Chordata, Mammalia, Rodentia, Castoridae. The record is from RefSeq and is a predicted model, not a curated record.
GACUUAGUUGAACUCUGCACACCAACUUUGGGUACACGUUAAAUUCAAAGCAGUCUUAGCUCUUUUUUUUUUUUUUUUUGGACAGAAACUGGUGGGGGUGGGGAGAGAAAGGGGGAACUGGGAAGAGAAGGAGAGGAAGUUAAACGUCGCUUCCCUCCCUAUCUUCCUUAGAAAACCCAAUAUGGCAUCUUCCAUGAGGAGCUUGUUCUCUGACCACAGCAGAUAUGUAGAAUCCUUUAGGAGAUUUCUCAGCCAUUCCACGGAACACCAGUGCAUGCAGGAAUUCAUGGACCAGAAGCUGCCAGGCAUAAUAGCAAGGAUUGGAGACACAAAAUCAGAAAUUAAGAUUCUGAGCAUAGGCGGAGGUGCAGGUGAAAUCGAUAUUCAAAUUCUUUCCAAAGUCCAGGCUCGAUACCCAGGAGUUUGUAUCAAAAAUGAAGUUGUUGAACCAAGUGCUGAACAAAUCAGCAAGUACAAAGAGCUUGUAGCCAAGAAAUCAAACCUCAAGAACAUAAAGUUUGCUUGGCAUAAGGAGACAGCAUCUGAAUAUCAAAAUAGAAUGAUGGAGAAAAAAGAGCUUCAAAAGUGGGACUUCAUUCAUAUGAUUCAGAUGCUGUAUUAUGUAAAGGACAUCCCAGCUACUUUGAAAUUCUUUCAUAGUCUGUUAGCUACCAGUGCUAAGAUUCUCAUCAUUCUUGUGUCAG